CGCAGAACGAUCAGUAUUUGUCUCACUUUAUCGGUGACCCCUCUUAUGGGAAUUGACAUGUUAUCAACAGAAAACGGGUGAUAACAUUCAACGUUGUCUGAAGAAAUAAGUUUUCUUGCCAUAAGAUUAAUUGCCGUUUGACUCUCGACUCUAUCGUGGAAAAAAUGACAGUUGAAUUGAAAAAGUUUCUCUAUGAAUUAUUAAGCAAUGUUGAAGGACUGCAUAGCAUAUUAAUUACAGACAGAGAUGGAGUACCCGUCAUAUCUGUAGCCGAUGAAAAAGCACCAGAAUUAGCUACAAGAGCUAGUUUCUUAUCUACUUUUGGAAUGGCUACAGACCAGGGAAGUAAAUUAGGUCUUGGAAAGAACAAAACUAUUAUAUGCAUGUAUAGUAAUUACCAGGUAAUCCAGAUGAAUAAGUUACCAUUGGUUGUUAGUUUUAUUGCUAGUCACAAUUGCAAUACUGGUCACAUAUUAUCAUUGGAAAAUAAGAUUGAUCCUAUUCUAUGUAGUUUAAAAAAUGCAGUAGUAGAAGCCUGAUGGUUACCUGUUGUCCAUUAUGGGUGAUAAAUAUUGAGUAUGGAUCUCAAAUCUGUGGACUGUUGCAAAUAUCAGUUAUUAAUAUUGAUCUUAAGCAAUUUUUCAAGGAUAACAG
Camponotus floridanus (Florida carpenter ant) is the source of this 654-nucleotide messenger RNA. It is a transcript of the gene Lamtor3, whose product is annotated as ragulator complex protein LAMTOR3-A. Gene Ontology annotation, cellular component: Ragulator complex. Gene Ontology annotation, biological process: cellular response to amino acid stimulus; positive regulation of TOR signaling. The record is from RefSeq and is a predicted model, not a curated record. The transcript is spliced from 3 exons. Bases 165 to 539 code for a protein of 124 amino acids. Lineage: Eukaryota; Metazoa; Arthropoda; Insecta; Hymenoptera; Formicidae.